GAAGAUCACGUGAUCCCACCCACCAUCUGCAUGCUGCAUUUAAUAAUAAUUAGAGUGAUCACAUCUCCAGCUAGCUAGCUCCUGCUACAAGUCAGUAUGUCUGAAGAGACUGCAGUGACAGUCAUUCAAACAGAGAAUGGGGGACCUGAAGACACACAAGAGUUGAUGGACCAGCAACAGCCUCCGCUAGUAGAAGACACACACCCUGAAGUUGCCAGCGACGAAGCUUCUGUCCAAGAGCAGAGUAUAGAGGGGACAGACAGCAGAAAGCUGUUUGUUGGAGGCCUCAGUCGCAAGUCUUCGUCCGAAUCUCUGACUACCUACUUCAGCCAGUUUGGAGAGGUGGAAGAUGUUGACCUCAAAAAGGAUGCUUAUGAUCCCACCAUGCACAGAGGGUUCUGUUUUGUCAUUAUGAAGACAAGAGAGUCUGCGUUAAAGAUUCUGGACAAGUCAGAUCACUUUAUUGAUGAUAAGACAGUGGAGUGUAAGCAGGCUCUACCACACGAAGAUUAUCAGGCAAAGAAAAACAGAACUAAAAAAGUGUUUGUAGGAGGAGUGCCAACUGACAUGGAAAAGAACACCAUUGAUGAGUACUUUGCACAGUUUGGAGAGAUUGAAGAGGUCGCUGUAGUUACUGACAAAGACAAUCCGCAAAAAAGACGAGGUUUUGUGUUUGUAACCUUCAAAGAAUUUGAGAGUGUAGAUCAGUGCACUAAAAAGUCUUUUCACAGCAUUGAUAACAGCCAGGUUGAGGUCAAGAGAGCGACACCACGAGAGGAUAGUGGUCCCUUCAGAGGAGGUGGUCGUGGGAUGAGAGGGACACCACGUGGUAGAGGUGGGUGGCAGCCAUACGGUGGAGCUUAUGGAGGAUACAGUGAAGAGUAUUAUGGAGGAGGAGGAGGAGGAGACUAUUAUCAUGGUGACUACAGUGGUAGAGGUUAUGGCUAUGGUGGAGGAAGCUAUGGUGGAGGAAGAGGAGGAUAUGGAGGAGCCUCACGUUAUGGUCCAAUGAAAGGAAGCUAUGGACCUGGAGGAGGGGGAGGAGGACCAAGAGGCUAUCAUCCUUAUGGACGCUAAUAUCAUUCUAUUGUGUUAAAAAACCUUAUUACAUUAUAAUUUUUCACUCAAUGCAUAUUGUGUGUAAAUCGUUUAAUAAGAAGAUAUGUAACUAAUGGUAGUACAGGCUACUCAUUAAUCAAUAGGUUUAUGUACGUUAAA
Molecule: messenger RNA, 1218 nt
Organism: Halichondria panicea
Lineage: Eukaryota; Metazoa; Porifera; Demospongiae; Suberitida; Halichondriidae
Product: heterogeneous nuclear ribonucleoprotein D-like-B
Exons: 10
Coding region: 97-1077 (326 amino acids)
Biological process (GO): regulation of gene expression
Cellular component (GO): nucleoplasm; chromatin
Molecular function (GO): RNA binding
Source: RefSeq, a predicted model, not a curated record